CUAACCCCCGACGUGCCUUUUGUCGAGCCUGGUGGCCUGGCUUGGCAGGGACCUUUUUCGGUGGCUUCUGGGGAAAGUGGAAAAGGGGAGCAAGACCCACUCGAUUUUGAGCCUGGCGCCCUGAAGCCCGCCCUGAAGUCUAGUAGUCCGUGCUUGUCGUUGAUCCGUGCACGGCAGCAGCUUCGCUGGUCUGGAAAUUUGAUGGGCAAAUUCCCCUGAAGCACAAGCUCCCGACCCCGUCUCCUCGUACCCGUCAACUCCAAAUCCACCACCUCUUCCGCUCCAGCAACAUCUCUCCCAAUUGCACCCGCCGCGGUUUUGGCUGUACAUUCUUGAUACCCCUCACCCACUUUUAUUUCGUUUCGAUCAAUACUUAGCUCGAGAUGGCUCCUGCCGCUGCCGAGAGCGCGUCGCCGAUUGGCAUUGCCAAUCUGCCCAACCAACGGCACAAGAUUGUCGCGAAGAGGGGUGCCGCGUUUACUAUCAUGGUUGCUGGCGAGUCCGGGCUGGGCAAGACCACCUUCAUCAACACGCUCUUCUCCACCACGAUCAAGAACUACGCCGACCACAAGCGCCGGCACCAGAAGCAGGUCGACAAGACCGUCGAGAUCGAGAUUACCAAGGCUGAGCUGGAGGAGAAGUUCUUCAAGGUCCGCCUGACCGUCAUCGACACCCCGGGCUUCGGCGACUAUGUCAACAACCGCGACUCGUGGAUGCCCAUCAUCGAGUUCCUCGACGACCAGCAUGAGUCUUAUAUGCUCCAGGAGCAGCAGCCGCGCCGCCAGGACAAGAUCGACCUCCGCGUGCACGCCUGCCUGUACUUCAUCCGCCCCACCGGCCACACGCUCAAGCCCCUUGAUAUCGAGGUCAUGAAGCGGUUGUGCUCGCGCGUCAACCUCAUCCCGGUCAUCGCCAAGGCCGACACCCUUAGCCCGGCAGAUCUCGCCAAGUUCAAGUCGAGGAUCCAAGCCGUGAUCGAGGCCCAGAACAUCAAGAUCUACCAGCCGCCGAUCGAGGAGGACGACGAGGCCGCUGCCCAGCACGCACGCAGCUUGAUGGCCGCGAUGCCCUUUGCCGUCAUUGGCUCUGAGAAGGACGUGAAGACGAACGACGGGCGCAUCGUCAAGGGCCGCCAGUACUCGUGGGGCGUGGCCGAGGUCGAGAACGAGGACCACUGCGACUUCAAGAAGCUGCGAUCGAUCCUGAUUCGCACCCACAUGCUGGACCUCAUCCACACGACCGAGGAGCUGCACUACGAGGCGUACCGCGCGCAGCAGAUGGAGACGCGCAAGUUUGGCGAGGCCCGCCCGAGAAAGCUCGACAACCCCAAGUUCAAGGAGGAGGAGGAGGCGCUGCGCAAGCGCUUCACCGAGCAGGUCAAGAUCGAGGAGCAGCGCUUCCGGCAAUGGGAGCAGAAACUCAUUGCCGAGCGCGACAGCCUCAACAAGGAUCUCGAGCAGACGCACGCCCAGAUCAAGCAGCUCGAGGGCGAACUGGAGCAGCUGCAGGGAAGCGCCGUCCGCAGCCACGGGCGUCGCUAGGGGACCGUCGUUACGAGGUACUGACCUGCCGCGUCGUGGAUUUUGUCAACCUCCGGCCUCGCCCUGUUUCCGUUGGGCUCGCAUGAGCCAUGGUGCGGUAAUGAGGAAGCCGUUGGUUGACCAAAGUACCAUUGUCGUCCGGCUUUUUAUUAUUGUUUGUCCGUUUUUUUUCCUUUUACACCCCUCCCCGCCCUAGUUAUUUGAUAGCCAACGGGAAAAAGGUGCGCAAAUUCUUGGAGGGUAGAGGGACUUGGAAUUACCCCCAGGGACUUCAGGUCGUCGUCCUCGACGGACUCAACCUUCACGUCAGUUGUUUUCCGGAGCCCCUUUUUUAUUCGACCUUAGGAAUGAUGUAAUUUAGCCGCCUUCAUGAUACCAGAUAAUGAGAAAGGCUGCCUGUCCUGAAGGAAGCGACUUCUGCUGA
This is a messenger RNA of Chaetomium fimeti, 1965 nucleotides long. RefSeq names its product Septin-domain-containing protein. The record is from RefSeq and is a predicted model, not a curated record. NCBI's taxonomy places the organism in Eukaryota, Fungi, Ascomycota, Sordariomycetes, Sordariales, Chaetomiaceae. Gene Ontology annotation, biological process: intracellular protein localization; cytoskeleton-dependent cytokinesis. Gene Ontology annotation, molecular function: molecular adaptor activity; GTP binding; GTPase activity. The transcript has 4 exons. The coding region runs from base 384 to 1541 and encodes 385 amino acids. Gene Ontology annotation, cellular component: septin complex; cell division site; cytosol.